Messenger RNA from Plodia interpunctella (Indianmeal moth), 4832 nucleotides. RefSeq lists its product as uncharacterized. NCBI's taxonomy places the organism in Eukaryota, Metazoa, Arthropoda, Insecta, Lepidoptera, Pyralidae. Bases 486 to 4802 code for a protein of 1438 amino acids. The record is from RefSeq and is a predicted model, not a curated record. The transcript is spliced from 19 exons.
CGCCGGCCGGCAGUCCCGCGCCCGCCCGCCUAACUUGUGCGCGUGCGCUUGGGCGGAUAAAAACACGAAAUAAAUCACUCGCAUAUUUUAUAUAUAUUUUUUAAUUUAUCAUGUAAAAUAGUGCAGUGCCAAAACAAGCUUUAAAUAUUUAACUAGUGUCUAAGUUUUAACUGUGUUUAAGAAAGUGUGCAUGUUUAAACAAGUGCGAAUGUAUAUUAUAUAUAUCAUUCAAAGUAAUGCAUAGAUAUGCAUACUAUAUAAGAUUUUCUAUGAGAUUUUUAUAGUGAAGCUCACCAAAUUGUAACUCAGGUUUGUUUAUACAAAGUUUUGUACUAUUUUUCACUAAAUACCUAUAAUGAUUGUGGUGAUAGAUAUAUAAUAAUGCAUUCCGCUAAAAUUCGUCCCGUUGACUCGGCUACAUGCGUUGCACGUGCGUUUAUUUUCAUGUAUAAAUAGCCAGAACACAAAUCACUCCCAGCUGCACGAUGACGUCACAGAGAGAAAGCGAUGACGUCACGGACGGUAAGGUCGAUGACCCCAAAGACCUAUCAGAACUACCGCCAAUAGGACUACACAAAAGAAGAAGAGGUGAACCACCAGCAACUCUGUCAGUGAAAUCGCCGCAAACACCAUCAGAAACUGAAGGGUCUUCCCCAUGCACGGCUGGCCCUUAUGACUACAGAAUGUUCCCUGAUGAUGACCCUAAGGUGCUAUGUGAUAAUAUAUUACAAAGACUAAAAGACCGUAAUGAUUUACCAUCAGAACGCGGCAAAGAAAUUGCAUCCAAAACCAAAGAUACACUGGAAGCUUUGGAACUUCUUGAAACACUUCUUAAAAGGCUAGAUCAGUUCACAACUUUGAAAGAAUAUAAUGCCAAUCUUCUAAAAAGGCUUAGAGAUGUAAACCAGUUGAAACGUCUGCAUCUUGCGCGCAAGAAAGUAAAUGAAGAAAACCAAAGAUUAAGAAAUGAAGGAAGAGACUUGGAGUUGAUUAAUGAAACGUUAGAUACAGAGUUCGAAAGCGAAUAUGGUCAGGUGUUGUAUGAGUCUAUGUUGAGUAGCGGGAGGAGCAUGAAGAGGACAGGAUCAAAGUGGAAAGGUCACGCGAGGUUCGGGAGUACGCUGCUGAGGAAGCAAAGGUCAAGGUCAGCUGGGGGGGAGGAUAGUGACGUGGCUCCCGGAACUCCUUUGAGGAGGAGGUCUGAAGGGCUGUUUUCCAAGGAGGUGGAAAAAUCUAAGGUCUCCAAGUGGACUAGAGUUAAAGCUGCUUUCAGAUGGGAGAAAGCCCAAUGGCCUACGUCAGCAAUGGCGGGAGCAGCUGGCGCCGUGGUAGCUGGAGCGACAAUGGUCGGUGCAGUAGCAUUAGCUGGCACUUCACCACCAGGAUCUGCUUCGACAUCAGCCACUUUAUCUACAACUAUAACCACUUCAGCACCAAGUACCUCGUUAUCAGCUUCAAGGAUGUCACCAUCGGCAUCUGGAACCUCUCCAUCAUCAUUGCCGCACCCUGAGCCAAGGGACUCAGCCAGCCUAACACCAGGCAGCGUCGCAUCGUUGACCCCUAACUCUUCGUGCGAAGAAUUGAGGAUGGAACAUAUGUGCCGAAAAGAAGCAACUCUACUACGAUAUGAUGAGAAUGACAACACAUUUUUACACGCUCCUCCUCAGGAUGACAGUUCCACAUCUCCAUCUCCCAACAAACUGCACAAAAGCCGCUGGGGCAAGAUGCGCGACAUGCUGCAACCCCACCGAGAGUCAGUCAAAAAGAGAGGCUCGAAGAGCUCUCCAGAUGUUGUACCCACCAGGAGACGCUCUCUAAGUGACGGAGGAGAUAGUGACGCGCCACCAGCCUUGACGCUUACUAUACCAUCGUCUGAGGAACUUGAAUCAGACCCUCAUCCGAUGCUGCGCAAGCAACGUUCCCUGGAGCUGGGGUCACGGCCUCCCCAGCACCGACCUCCUCGGGCCUCCAAGUGGACCAAAGUGAAGAGGGCCUUCCUCACUUCAGCGUCCGCCUCCGUGCCGUCCAGUCCUAGCAGGCAUUCUGCUUUCUUUACUGACGCUGAGGGCCUGAGUAGCGGAUGCGAAGCUACAGGCAUGAGGGAAGAGAUUGCUCGGGACUACGCAGCGUUGCAGUCGAGACUUCGUAGGGAAUUCUCUGAUAGACGCGGGAAAUACAAUUCAUCCCGUCCGGUGGCUACAGAAGAGCAGUUAUCAGCAGACUUCAGGAAAAAGUUGGCGGAAUGGCAGCUGAGAAAGAGUGCACACCAGAAGCAACCGCCACCAGUGCCAGCGAGGCAAGAUCUCAGUGAAGACUUUCUGAAGAAAUGGGAUCAAUGGAACAGCAUGAAAGAAACCAAUUCAGUGCCAGCUUGGGAAGAAGAAGCUAAGCCUGACGAAGUACUGGUCCAAACAUCUACAGGCCUAUUUAAGUUCCAAGGGAUCUCCCGUUCUUUCACCCGAAAACUCCAUGAAUGGGAGAAGUCCCGUGGCAUAGCACCUGAAGCUUCCACCUCAGCGUUGCUCAGAGCUGCUCGGGCUCGCAAUAAAGCUCCUCCUGCCCCUCUCACUCGCACACAAUCUGACGGCAGUGUGGCGCCAUCUGCCGCAGGGUCCGGACGUUUGCAUGCUUCCAGUUUGAGCGUCAAUGAUGCGGAUGACUUCGACUCAGAUUACGAGAGAGAACAUUCUCUCGACGGAGCUGACGAGUGUGAUGAUGGACAUAUUCGAGGAGCAGUUCUAGUCGAAGUUGAAGCUGAAGAAGUGUGCACAGCGGCUCCUCUGAUGGCUGUAUCUCCACGACACACGCCACAGAAACCAAUCUACACGUACGGACAAGCUGAAGCCAGACUGCUUUGUGAAACUAGCUCAGCUGUAACGGGUACAGCUGUGCUGCAACCUAAUAGCGCUGAAUCUCGUAGUGCAAAAGCAAAAGGGGUAACAGGCUCAAAAUCGAAGUCAUCUCGAGAUCAGGCCAAGGAUUUGGAAAAAAGUGUAAGAAAAAAUGUCGUCAGACAACCAAGCAUAGAAGAAGAUGCUUUAUUUAUUAGAAAAACUAUUGAAGAAGUAGAAAGAGGUUCGUCUUUCCAUUUUAAAAACGAAGAAAAUAUUACCGAUUCUGAAAAAUGUGAGCGGAUACGUACAUUAGCAGAUAUUGAUAAACCUUCUACUAGCAAAACAAAUGUGGGAAGCAAAGGAAGUUUGAAAGGGUCAAAACAAAGUAUUGUUAAAGAAAGAGAUAGCCUUGAAGACCUUAAAGAAGAUAAACGUAAAGAAUUAGAUAAAAGUAAUGGUAAAAAGAAAAGUAAGUCAAGAGCGAGACUGGAAAGAGAACAAUCAAAACCAUCUGAAAGUGAUACUGAACCUGAUAUAGAUACUGUAACUGUUGAAAUUCCCAGAAGAAGAAAAAAGCUGAGACGAGCUUCUGAACGACCAAAGACACCACCCACAGCCCGUUUUCACACAGACUCUGAAGAAGAGGUAUUUGUUCUGAAGUUAAAACCUCCCGAAAGACGAGAACAUUCGCCUGAAGUAAUAGUCAAAACUACUAGAAAAAUAUUUUCUCCAGUAGUAAGAAGUGGAGAAUCUGUACCUAGAGCAGUAAUACCACUAGACGUCGAGGAAUUAGCUGAUGUAAGACCAUCAGUGGACCAUAGUCAUCGUCAUAUUGAAACUAGGCAGAAGUUUGAUAACGAAAAUAGUAAGAAAGAAAAAGAAACUCGUUCCAAAAGUUCUGGUGAUCUUCGUGAUGAAGAGCAACAUCCAAGAAGCCGACCUCCUUUACCGUCGUCUCCAUCAUCUCAAAGGAAGCCACAGUCGAAGGAAACAGCUCCGUCAAUACGAAUCAUGAUUCAGAGGUACAACAAGAAAAUAAACGAAGAAGGCAACACAUCUGGUCCCAGCAGCGGGGCUUCCUCUCCAGCGUGGCGAUCGCCAGCUGCUGAGAGACGACGACCUCCCGAUAUGCCCGUUGGGGUUAAUAUUAGAAAUAACCCGUUCCUCGAGAGAGAAGUCCAGAAAUCAGCAAGUGCCUGCCAGCUCUCCAGACGGGAUCAGACGUCGGUGGAGAAACGUCUCGCCCCAACCCCCUCGCAAGUCCUUGAGGGAGUGUUGAAAUCCCAUAGUGCUAAUGCGUUACAUCCAGAAGAAAAUAAAACCAAAUCUCCAAAACUUCUACAAAGAAAAAUCGAAGCCAGUCAAGAGACAGUCAAAUUCACCGCUAGUACAGACACGAUCGUGCCUGAUCUGACCAGAAAUCUCCCAGAGAAUCAAACUCAAACGCAGACGGUACUGAGGCAAAUGUCUGAAAUCAUUGUUCCUAGUUUGUCAAGUUUCGUAGCUGAGAACCCUGGGUUUUUUGAAAGGUCCUUAUCUACAGUGGAUGCACCUUCGACUCUAAAUACUUGUACAGUAGCAAGGUUGUCGGAUAGAGCAGCAAAAAUUCGCGCAGCAAGAGAAAGGUUUCUGUCGUCAACAGUCCCAUUUCGAAGAGAAGGAACGAGCUCGGCUAACGAUUUGAGACCAGGAGACAGGUCUAGCCAAAUCAGCUGUGAGAGUGACGUGACAGAGUCCCAGAGCAGCCAAGAGCCACAGCUAGCACGCAGCGUGUCAACCGGGAUGGUCAACGUGGACCGGGACGCCUGGCAGAGAGUAGCUGAAGGAGGUCGUCGGGAAGGUCGCUCCCGCUUCAGCCUCGCCAGACUGGCUGCUAAACUACCAGGAAAAUUGAAGAAGAAAGACGAAGGAGCAGUGUCACGGUUGUGCAGACAGAGCCUACUAGUGCAGCUGAGGAACAAACAAUAGAAUAAGCAAUAAACGAAUUAUUUAUUUGGA